AUAAUUUUAAAGAAUGAAUAAGCCUCCAUAAGGUCAAAAUGACAAUUUAUCAGACAAUGGUAGUGUGAAUAAGAUUAGUGAUAAACAGAAGAUUAGUACUUUAAAAAAAGCUGUCAUUGAUCUAAGAGAAGAAAAAGCAUAAUUAUUAAAGACAAUAUAGGAUUUAACAUAGAAGAAUAUAAAUUUAAAUUAGGAAAAGUUAGAUUUAGUAAAAUAGUUAAUUUAUAAUUUAGGAAGAAAAAUAUAAUUCCAUGAUUAGAGAUUUAUAAUAAUAAAUUUAAACUCUCAACACUAACCAAGAAAAAUAAAGAAAUACUCUUGUUAAUUCAAUCGGAUCAUCUCGAUUAACUUUAUAAAAUGAUCAAUUAAAUAAUAACAGCAAUUACACAAAAUAAAUUAAAUAACUUUAACAGUAAAGUUCAUAUUUAUAAUUAGAGAAUUAAAAUAGAAAACAGAUGAUAAUGAAGCCCAACUAUAAAUACUUUAGACAGGUUAUAAAGAAUUAGAAAGAGAUUUAAAAUCAAAAGAUUAUUAGAUUGAUAAACUUACUAAAGAAGUUGAAGAUAAGAAUGCUUUAAUUAUUUAAUUAAGAAAGAAUAUAGAGGAUAUUGAAAAAGAUUUAUAUAAUAAAAUUAAAGACUUAAAUGCAGAACGCAUGUAAUUAUAGUUAAAAUUGAAAACAAUUGAAAAGGAAGUUUAGUUAAAAGAUGAAGAGACAAGAGUAAUAUAAAAAGGGUUAGAUGAUUCCAGAUUUAGAGUUGCUUAGAUAUUGAGUGAAUUGGAGGAAACAAGAGGAAAAUUCUUACAAUAUAAACUUACACUUAGUAAUUAAUUCUUAGAUAUUGAAUGUCUUUUUAUUUUGAGAUAAAAUUUAUUUUAAGAAUACAUUUUUGAGCUUGAAACAACUGCCUAAAGAUUUGUGUAUAAAGCAAGCGAUAUUACAGAUUUAAAAAUAAAAGAUGAUUAAUCAUUUUAUCUAUCAGUUAAAGCUAGAAGUAGGGAUGAAGUGUUUAAAUUAAGUCCAGGAUAAGAUAUAAAAAAGAUAUGCAAAUAAAUAAAGUAUUUAAUUAAUUUGAAGAUUAGAAACUUUUUAUAAAGAGCAUAAUAAUGUCUUGCUCUUUAAUAAUCCAGUUAAAUUUAGAGUCCUAAGAAUAACAGUCUUUUCGGAGGAUUUAUAUCAAUAUUUGGAAGUAGUUCUUCAAAAAAUGGUAGUCAUACAGAUAGUGAAUAAAAAUAGAAAUUUUGA
Molecule: messenger RNA, 1246 nt
Organism: Paramecium sonneborni
Lineage: Eukaryota; Ciliophora; Oligohymenophorea; Peniculida; Parameciidae
Source: the annotation of a GenBank genome assembly